Messenger RNA from Xyrauchen texanus (razorback sucker), 3047 nucleotides. Its product is annotated as protein SSUH2 homolog. The transcript is spliced from 12 exons. NCBI's taxonomy places the organism in Eukaryota, Metazoa, Chordata, Actinopteri, Cypriniformes, Catostomidae. The record is from RefSeq and is a predicted model, not a curated record. Bases 152 to 1228 code for a protein of 358 amino acids.
UUCCAAUCCCAUAAGAACACCACACUUAAGUCCAGAGGAAGCAGAGCUCACGGGUUACCACAAAGAAAACAACUGAUUUUGAAUGUCUUAAUCAACCAAUAGUUAAAUCAAUCAAUACUUUUUUCGAAGUGCUUUUCAAGAUCCAAAGACCAUGUUGGCAACACCUGCGGCAGGCACGUUCGGCCCUUCAGCAAACAUGUUUGGCACCGUCCCAGGAUAUGAGGGAACUCUGGCCGGUGGAGGUGGUGGGUAUCUUCCACCUCCAAUGCCGUCUGUACCAAUCCCUGCCCCUGUGCCUUCCCCCAACCAACCAGAGUGGCUAAUUCCUUCCAUCUCAGAAGAAAGAGCACGUGAAGCUCUUGCAACACAUGUCGAUAGCAAGUGCUGCUACAGCUCUGCCCCUGUCAAAGAAGGAGUUAUAACCAACAUGGAAAUCUUUAAUACCUACAGGUACCGUUUAGAGACGUUCACAGAGUCCAGAUCUACUGAAUGGAGUCACGAGCCUUACACAGGGCAGACUGUGGAUGCUGGUGCUCAACCACCUCCAGGUCCAUGGCAGAUCGCAGUUCAAGCUCCAGCCUUCUUUCAGGAUAAAAAACAGGCCAUUAAAGUGCCCUAUACUUCCUCUCUCAAGAACUGUCACACGUGUCUUGGAAUGGGGAGAGCCCCGUGUUCCACAUGUGCUGGAGCUGGAAAUAAAGUCUGCACGAUAUGUAAUGGUUCUGGUAAUCGUGUGGGUGAUGAGCGUUGCACGCACUGCAACGGGCAAGGACGUGAUAAUUGUAGUUCAUGCAGUGGCAGCGGCUCUUGCCAAUGUGACACCUGCCAAGGAAAGAGACAGCUGCUCGUCUUUAUCAAUCUCAAUGUAAAAUGGAGCACAGAGAAAGAUGAUUUCGUAGCACAACAGUCGAGUGGACUGAAAGUGAGCAAUCUAGAGAGCGUUUCAGGAAAGGAGCUCUUCAAAGAUACCCAGUUUAUGCUAUAUCCAGUGAUGGGUUUCCCAGACGCCUCUGUUGGCCAAGCAUCUGAGCGUUUAGUAAGAGAACAUCAGGUGAAAUUUGCCCAAACCUCCCGCUUAUUACAACAGAGGCAGACAAUAGAGCUCAUUCCCAUCACCAAAGUAAACUACAUGUGGAAAGGAAAAUCCCAUGUUUAUUUUGUGUAUGGAAAUGAGUUUAAAGUGAAUGCUGAUGAAUAUCCCGCCACCUGUUGCUGUUCUGUGAUGUAACUCUGAAAAUUCACACAUACAGUAGGCCUAUAUUGUUUUGGGGGCUGAUGUAACUCUACACAAUCAUCCCAACACUGGAAAGUACAUCCAAACAUCAUCAAUGUUGCCUAUACAUCUCUCACACUUAUGGGCAUUAUUAGUAAAAGAAGUCCAUCAAAACUGUUGCAUGGUAAAUUCAAAUCCUGUAGAUGUUUGUUAUAUGACUCAGUGUUCCCAGUAAGUGUGAAUUACUACAUUUUCCCCUCCAGCAAGAAACUGUUCAAGAGUCAUCAACAUACAGUAGCUUGUAUCACAAAUUUCAAUGAGAAAAUAGUCUGUAAGAACAUUUUUGUUAAAAUUAUGUAAUGAGUUAAAAUAUGAUAACAUAUCACCUAAUUUCCCUGCUUUGUUGGGUAACACUUUACAAUAAGGUUGUUUUUGUUAAUGUUAGUUAAAUGAAAUAACAAUGAACAAUAAUUUUACAGCACUUGGUUAUCUUGGUUAAUGUUCAUUUCAACAUACUAUUACAGUAAACGUUUGAAAUAAACAUGUAUAUGUUAACAUUAGUUAAUACAUUAUAAACAAACAAUAAACAAUUGUUUUGAUAACAUAAACUAAGAAUAUUUAAUGCUGUAAAAAUAUAUUGGUUAGUGUAAGUUCAUGAUACCUGAAGCAUUUACAAUUUUUUUUUUAUGUAAUAAUUUUUUUAUUGUAAUGUUCCUUUUUUUGUAUUUCCAUUUACAAAUACUGUAAUAAUUGAUAUGUGUAUACGUCAAUACAAUAUAUAAGUAUAAGUAAAUACAAGACUACACAUUUUAAGCCAUCAUUGCACAAAAGUAAAUGUAGUUUAUUGUAGUCGAGAUACAAAUCUUUAUUGUUAACUAAUAGACUGUGCAAUACUUUUAUGGAAUUAUGCAAACAGUAUUCCUGAACAAUUGUUAGUGUACAUGACUUCAAAGAUAAUAAGCAUACCUAUGGGUGGGAUUGUUUUUGAACUGUUGAUUUAAUGUUAAAUGAAAGCAAUGGACAUCUGCUUUUGUGAAAAGGUCAAUAUGUCAUUUGUAUGUUUAUAUUUUUUUAAUAUAACAAACAUGGUAUGAAUCAGUAAUUAAUACGGUCCAUUACUGUCAUAUAUUAAGUGUUUUCACACAUGUGCUGACAUUGCUUAAUGAUGUUAGAGAUUAAAGGUUUUAUUUUAGCCCUUUAAAAUUCCCCCUAGGAAGAAGCCAAGGAACAAUGAUUUUAUUAAAAGUUCUUAUUAAUAGAUGUCUAAAGAACAACCUCCAAACUAUUUUACAUUAAUAUUUUAUUUCUAGAUGAUAUUAAACUCUACCAUACGGUUGUGAUGUUUAUUGUCAAACUUUCUGUAAAUGGGCAUUACUAUUUCUUGGUCUUUCUAUGUAUAACAAACAGCUUAACUGUAUUAGCAGGUUUUGGAUGCAUUUAAUAAUUUAGCAAACUUCCCAUGAAAUGAUAGAUACCGUUUAAGGGUAUUUUGAUUUGCUACAGUACAUACAGUACAAACCUCAAUAAAUUGGUCAAUGGCAGUCCAUAUUACAUCCAGAUCACAAAAUCAGAUGUGCAUUCAAUUCACAUUUAUUACAAUUCACAUUUUGUUUAGUUUUUUUAUUACUAGUUUUCAACAGGUAACAUGCUAAAUUGUUUUACAUUUAAGUCAUUUGGCAGAUGCUUUUAUCCAAAGCGACUUACAAAAGAGGAAUAUUACUGUACAUCAUAUGCGAUUCAUUUUAAGAACAAAAAGUGCUGCAGUACAAAGUUUCAGUUUUCAAAGUUUUAUUUUUGCUAAAGUCAAGUAUCAAUGAAGGGGGAGAGCAGGAAU